Molecule: messenger RNA, 11858 nt
Organism: Mesocricetus auratus (golden hamster)
Lineage: Eukaryota; Metazoa; Chordata; Mammalia; Rodentia; Cricetidae
Gene: Usp9x
Product: ubiquitin specific peptidase 9 X-linked
Exons: 46
Coding region: 382-8106 (2574 amino acids)
Biological process (GO): protein deubiquitination; cell migration
Cellular component (GO): nucleus; cytosol
Molecular function (GO): cysteine-type deubiquitinase activity; cysteine-type endopeptidase activity
Source: RefSeq, a predicted model, not a curated record
CUUCAUCAUUGUCCCAAUUCGAAGAAAGAAAGCUGGGACAUUUGUUUGAUGCGGGCUGCCCCUGGGGAAGAGCUGAGGGUGUCACUGGGCAGGGCAACUGCCUUCUUCUUCCUGUGCCUCUCGGCUUCCCCCAGAGACACUUCGCCUAGGUACCAGCUGUGCCUUUUCUGGGUCUCCAGCUGAGCCGCUUGCAGUUAACCAGCCUGAGAAAUGCCAGCAUGAGGUUAUGCAAUGGUCUCUGCAAGAUGUUUUAUUCUUGAAUUGGAGCUUCUUAAGACUGACAAAUGCUGGUACUUCAUCUUCUAUAAGUGGACUAUAAUUUCUUUUCUUAAGACAGCUACAUAAGCAGACAAAAUUGCAAAGAUCUGCCCUGUGUCGAGUAUGACAGCCACGACUCGUGGCUCUCCAGUUGGAGGGAAUGACAACCAGGGCCAAGCUCCUGAUGGACAGUCUCAGCCCCCCCUCCAACAGAAUCAGACUUCAUCGCCUGAUUCUUCCAAUGAGAAUUCCCCAGCAACUCCUCCUGAUGAGCAAGGUCAAGGUGAUGCCCCUCCACAGAUUGAAGAUGAGGAACCUGCAUUUCCACAUACUGACUUGGCAAAGUUAGAUGAUAUGAUUAACAGGCCUCGAUGGGUCGUUCCAGUUUUGCCGAAAGGGGAAUUAGAAGUGCUUUUAGAAGCUGCUAUUGAUCUUAGUAAGAAAGGCCUUGAUGUUAAAAGUGAAGCAUGCCAGCGAUUUUUCCGAGAUGGGUUAACAAUCUCAUUCACAAAAAUCCUUACAGAUGAAGCAGUGAGUGGUUGGAAGUUUGAGAUUCAUAGAUGUAUUAUUAACAAUACUCAUCGCUUGGUGGAGCUGUGUGUGGCUAAGUUGGCCCAAGACUGGUUUCCACUUCUAGAACUUCUUGCCAUGGCCUUAAAUCCUCAUUGCAAGUUCCAUAUCUACAAUGGUACACGUCCAUGUGAAUCUGUGUCCGCAAGUGUUCAGGUGCCUGAAGAUGAACUCUUCGCUCGUUCUCCAGACCCUCGAUCACCAAAAGGCUGGCUAGUGGAUCUACUCAACAAAUUUGGCACUUUAAAUGGAUUCCAGAUAUUGCAUGAUCGUUUUAUUAAUGGAUCAGCAUUAAACGUUCAGAUAAUUGCAGCUCUUAUUAAACCAUUUGGACAGUGCUAUGAGUUUCUCACUCUUCACACAGUGAAAAAGUACUUUCUUCCAAUAAUAGAAAUGGUUCCACAGUUUUUAGAAAACUUAACUGAUGAAGAACUGAAGAAAGAAGCAAAGAAUGAAGCCAAAAAUGAUGCUCUUUCAAUGAUUAUUAAAUCAUUGAAGAAUUUAGCUUCCCGGGUUCCUGGACAAGAAGAAACUGUAAAGAACUUAGAAAUAUUUAGGCUAAAAAUGAUACUUAGAUUAUUACAAAUUUCUUCUUUCAAUGGAAAAAUGAAUGCACUGAAUGAAGUUAAUAAGGUAAUUUCUAGUGUGUCAUACUAUACCCAUCGGCAUGGCAAUCCUGAGGAAGAAGAGUGGCUCACGGCAGAGAGGAUGGCUGAAUGGAUACAGCAGAAUAAUAUUUUAUCCAUAGUUUUGCGAGAUAGUCUUCAUCAACCACAGUAUGUAGAGAAACUAGAAAAAAUUCUUCGUUUUGUCAUCAAAGAAAAAGCUCUGACCUUGCAAGAUCUUGAUAAUAUCUGGGCAGCACAGGCAGGGAAACAUGAAGCCAUUGUGAAGAAUGUACAUGAUCUACUGGCCAAAUUGGCUUGGGAUUUUUCUCCUGAACAACUUGAUCAUCUUUUUGAUUGCUUUAAGGCCAGUUGGACAAAUGCAAGUAAAAAACAACGUGAAAAGCUUCUUGAGUUGAUUCGUCGUCUUGCAGAGGAUGAUAAAGAUGGUGUAAUGGCGCAUAAAGUGUUGAACCUUCUGUGGAAUCUAGCCCACAGUGAUGAUGUACCUGUAGAUAUUAUGGACCUGGCUCUCAGUGCUCAUAUCAAAAUACUAGAUUAUAGUUGCUCCCAGGACCGGGACACACAAAAGAUCCAGUGGAUAGAUCGCUUUAUAGAAGAACUUCGCACAAAUGACAAAUGGGUCAUUCCUGCACUGAAACAAAUUAGAGAAAUUUGUAGUUUGUUUGGCGAAGCGCCCCAAAAUUUGAGCUCUUCUCGUUUCAGUCAAACUCAGCGAAGCCCCCAUGUAUUUUAUCGUCAUGACUUAAUCAAUCAACUUCAGCACAAUCAUGCCCUAGUUACUUUGGUAGCAGAAAACCUUGCAACUUACAUGGAAAGCAUGAGAUUGUAUGCCAGAGAUCAUGAAGACUAUGACCCACAAACUGUGAGACUGGGAAGUAGAUAUAGUCAUGUUCAAGAAGUCCAAGAACGGCUUAACUUUCUUAGAUUUUUAUUGAAGGAUGGACAACUGUGGCUGUGUGCUCCUCAGGCAAAACAAAUAUGGAAGUGCUUAGCUGAAAAUGCAGUUUACCUCUGUGAUCGUGAAGCCUGUUUCAAGUGGUAUUCCAAAUUAAUGGGGGAUGAACCAGACUUAGAUCCUGAUAUCAAUAAGGACUUCUUCGAAAGUAAUGUGCUUCAGCUUGAUCCUUCCUUGUUAACUGAGAAUGGGAUGAAAUGUUUUGAGAGAUUCUUCAAAGCUGUGAAUUGUCGAGAAGGAAAACUAGUAGCAAAAAGAAGAGCCUAUAUGAUGGAUGAUUUGGAGUUGAUAGGAUUAGACUAUCUUUGGAGGGUUGUAAUUCAGAGUAAUGAUGAUAUUGCCAGCCGUGCUAUAGAUCUUCUUAAAGAAAUAUACACAAACCUUGGUCCAAGGCUGCAGGUCAAUCAGGUGGUGAUCCACGAAGACUUCAUUCAGUCUUGUUUUGAUCGUUUGAAAGCCUCUUACGACACAUUGUGUGUUUUGGAUGGUGACAAAGACAGUAUUAAUUGUGCAAGACAAGAAGCUGUUCGAAUGGUUCGAGUAUUAACUGUUCUAAGAGAAUAUAUAAAUGAAUGUGACAGUGAUUAUCAUGAAGAAAGAACAAUUUUGCCUAUGUCAAGAGCUUUCCGUGGUAAACACCUCUCCUUUAUAGUUCGAUUUCCAAACCAGGGCAGACAAGUAGAUGACUUGGAGGUCUGGUCUCAUACAAAUGAUACAAUUGGUUCAGUUCGACGAUGUAUUCUCAAUCGCAUUAAAGCUAAUGUAGCUCAUACGAAAAUUGAACUCUUUGUGGGUGGUGAGCUGAUUGAUCCUGGAGAUGACAGAAAGUUGAUUGGACAAUUAAACCUAAAAGAUAAAUCACUAAUUACAGCCAAACUUACACAAAUAAGCUCCAAUAUGCCUUCAAGUCCUGAUAGCUCUUCUGAUUCCUCAACUGGAUCUCCUGGAAACCAUGGUAAUCAUUACAGUGAUGGCCCCAAUCCAGAAGUGGAAAGCUGUUUGCCUGGAGUGAUUAUGUCACUUCAUCCCAGAUACAUCUCUUUCCUUUGGCAAGUUGCAGACUUAGGGAGCAACCUAAAUAUGCCACCUCUUAGAGAUGGAGCAAGAGUGCUUAUGAAACUUAUGCCCCCAGAUAGUACAACGAUAGAAAAAUUAAGAGCUAUUUGUUUGGACCAUGCCAAACUUGGAGAAAGCAGCCUUAGUCCAUCUCUUGACUCACUUUUCUUUGGUCCUUCUGCCUCACAAGUGCUAUACCUAACAGAGGUAGUCUAUGCGUUGUUAAUGCCUGCUGGUGCACCUCUGGCUGAUGAUUCCUCUGAUUUUCAGUUUCACUUCUUGAAAAGUGGUGGUCUACCCCUUGUCUUGAGUAUGCUAACCAGAAAUAACUUCCUACCAAAUGCAGAUAUGGAAACUCGAAGGGGUGCCUACCUCAAUGCUCUUAAAAUAGCCAAACUUUUACUAACUGCCAUUGGCUAUGGCCAUGUUCGGGCUGUGGCAGAAGCUUGUCAGCCAGGUGUAGAAGGCGUGAAUACCAUGACAUCGGUCAACCAAGUAACUCAUGAUCAAGCAGUGGUGCUACAAAGUGCCCUUCAGAGCAUUCCUAACCCGUCGUCUGAAUGCAUGCUUAGAAAUGUGUCUGUUCGUCUUGCUCAGCAGAUUUCUGAUGAGGCUUCAAGAUAUAUGCCUGAUAUUUGUGUAAUUAGAGCAAUACAAAAAAUAAUUUGGACAUCAGGAUGUGGAGGAUUACAGCUGGUAUUCAGCCCAAAUGAAGAAAUCACAAAAAUUUAUGAGAAGACCAAUGCAGGCAAUGAGCCCGACCUGGAAGAUGAACAGGUUUGCUGUGAAGCAUUGGAAGUGAUGACAUUGUGUUUUGCCUUGAUUCCAACAGCCUUAGAUGCACUAAGUAAAGAAAAGGCUUGGCAGACAUUCAUUAUUGACUUACUAUUGCACUGUCACAGCAAAACUGUUCGUCAAGUAGCACAGGAGCAAUUCUUCUUAAUGUGCACCAGAUGUUGCAUGGGACACAGACCUCUACUUUUCUUCAUUACUUUGCUCUUUACUGUUUUGGGGAGCACAGCCAGAGAGAGGGCUAAACAUUCAGGCGACUACUUUACUCUUUUAAGGCACCUUCUUAAUUAUGCUUACAACAGUAACAUUAAUGUACCCAAUGCUGAAGUUCUUCUCAAUAAUGAAAUUGAUUGGCUUAAAAGAAUUAGGGAUGAUGUUAAAAGAACAGGUGAAACGGGUAUUGAAGAGACAAUCUUGGAAGGACACCUUGGAGUUACAAAAGAGCUACUGGCUUUUCAGACUCCUGAGAAAAAGUUUCAUAUUGGUUGUGAAAAGGGAGGUGCUAAUCUCAUUAAAGAAUUAAUCGAUGAUUUCAUCUUUCCUGCAUCCAAUGUUUACCUGCAGUAUAUGAGAAAUGGAGAGCUCCCAGCUGAACAGGCUAUUCCUGUUUGUGGUUCACCAGCUACAAUAAAUGCUGGUUUUGAGUUACUUGUAGCAUUAGCUGUUGGCUGUGUGAGGAACCUCAAACAGAUAGUAGAUUCUUUGACUGAAAUGUAUUACAUUGGUACAGCAAUAACUACUUGUGAAGCACUUACUGAGUGGGAAUACCUGCCACCUGUUGGACCGCGCCCACCGAAAGGAUUUGUAGGGCUGAAAAAUGCCGGUGCUACUUGUUACAUGAAUUCUGUGAUUCAGCAGCUCUAUAUGAUUCCCUCCAUUAGGAAUGGUAUUCUUGCAAUUGAAGGCACAGGUAGUGAUGUAGAUGAUGAUAUGUCUGGGGAUGAGAAGCAGGAUAAUGAGAGCAAUGUUGAUCCCAGGGAUGAUGUGUUUGGAUAUCCUCAACAGUUUGAAGAUAAACCAGCCCUGAGUAAAACAGAAGAUAGAAAAGAGUACAAUAUUGGUGUUCUAAGACACCUUCAGGUUAUCUUUGGGCAUUUAGCUGCUUCUCGACUACAGUACUAUGUGCCCAGAGGAUUUUGGAAACAGUUCAGGCUUUGGGGUGAGCCUGUUAAUCUUCGUGAACAACAUGAUGCUUUAGAGUUCUUUAAUUCACUGGUGGAUAGUUUGGAUGAAGCUCUAAAAGCCUUAGGGCAUCCAGCUAUGCUAAGUAAAGUCUUGGGAGGUUCCUUUGCUGAUCAGAAGAUUUGCCAGGGCUGCCCACAUAGGUACGAAUGUGAAGAAUCUUUUACGACUCUGAAUGUAGACAUUAGAAACCAUCAAAAUCUUCUUGAUUCUUUGGAACAGUAUGUCAAAGGAGAUUUAUUAGAAGGGGCAAAUGCUUAUCAUUGUGAAAAAUGCAAUAAAAAGGUUGAUACCGUAAAGCGUUUGCUCAUUAAAAAAUUACCUCCUGUUCUUGCUAUCCAACUAAAACGAUUCGAUUAUGACUGGGAAAGAGAAUGUGCAAUCAAGUUCAAUGAUUACUUUGAAUUUCCUCGAGAGUUAGACAUGGAACCUUACACCGUUGCAGGUGUUGCUAAGCUGGAGGGGGAUAACGUAAACCCAGAAAGUCAACUGAUACAACAGAAUGAGCAGUCUGAAGAGAAAGCAGGAAGCACAAAAUACAGACUUGUGGGUGUGCUUGUGCACAGUGGCCAAGCAAGUGGGGGACAUUACUAUUCUUACAUCAUUCAGAGGAAUGGAGGAGAUGGUGAAAAGAAUCGCUGGUAUAAAUUUGACGAUGGAGAUGUAACAGAGUGCAAAAUGGACGACGAUGAAGAAAUGAAGAACCAGUGUUUUGGUGGCGAGUACAUGGGAGAAGUAUUUGAUCACAUGAUGAAGCGCAUGUCAUACCGGCGCCAGAAAAGGUGGUGGAAUGCUUACAUACUUUUCUAUGAGCGAAUGGACACAAUAAAUCACGAUGAUGAAUUGAUGAGAUACAUAUCAGAGAUUGCCAUCACCACAAGGCCUCAUCAGAUUGUUAUGCCGUCGGCCAUUGAGAGAAGUGUGCGGAAGCAGAAUGUACAGUUCAUGCACAACCGAAUGCAGUACAGUUUGGAAUACUUUCAGUUUAUGAAAAAACUACUUACAUGUAAUGGUGUUUACUUAAACCCUCCUCCGGGACAAGAUCACCUGUCUCCUGAAGCAGAAGAAAUCACUAUGAUUAGUAUUCAGCUUGCUGCCAGGUUCCUCUUUACUACAGGAUUUCACACAAAGAAAAUAGUCCGUGGAUCUGCCAGUGAUUGGUAUGAUGCAUUAUGUAUUCUCCUUCGUCAUAGCAAGAAUGUGCGAUUUUGGUUUGCUCACAAUGUCCUCUUUAAUGUUUCAAAUCGAUUCUCUGAAUACCUUUUGGAAUGCCCUAGUGCAGAAGUGAGAGGUGCAUUUGCUAAACUUAUAGUUUUCAUUGCACAUUUUUCCUUGCAAGAUGGACCAUGUCCUUCACCUUUUGCAUCUCCUGGACCUUCUAGUCAGGCUUAUGACAACUUAAGCUUGAGUGACCACUUACUAAGAGCAGUACUAAAUCUGUUGAGGAGGGAAGUUUCAGAGCAUGGACGCCAUUUACAGCAGUAUUUCAACUUGUUUGUAAUGUAUGCCAAUUUAGGAGUGGCAGAGAAGACACAGCUGCUGAAACUGAGUGUACCUGCUACCUUUAUGCUUGUGUCCUUAGAUGAAGGUCCUGGUCCUCCAAUUAAAUAUCAGUAUGCUGAAUUAGGCAAAUUAUACUCAGUAGUGUCACAGCUAAUCCGCUGUUGCAAUGUCUCCUCAAGAAUGCAGUCUUCAAUCAAUGGUAAUCCUUCUCUUCCAAAUCCUUUUGGUGAUCCUAAUUUAUCACAACCUAUAAUGCCAAUUCAACAAAAUGUGGUAGACAUUUUAUUUGUGAGAACAAGUUAUGUGAAGAAAAUUAUCGAAGACUGCAGUAACUCUGAUGAGACCGUCAAAUUGCUUCGCUUUUGCUGCUGGGAGAAUCCUCAGUUCUCAUCUACCGUCCUCAGUGAACUUCUUUGGCAGGUUGCAUAUUCCUAUACUUAUGAACUCCGCCCCUAUUUGGAUCUGCUUUUGCAAAUCUUACUGAUUGAAGACUCCUGGCAGACUCACAGAAUUCAUAAUGCCCUUAAAGGAAUUCCAGAUGACCGAGAUGGGCUGUUUGACACAAUCCAGCGUUCUAAGAAUCACUAUCAAAAAAGAGCAUACCAGUGUAUAAAAUGUAUGGUAGCUCUCUUUAGCAGCUGUCCUGUUGCUUACCAGAUCCUACAGGGCAAUGGAGAUCUUAAAAGGAAAUGGACCUGGGCGGUGGAAUGGCUUGGAGAUGAGCUCGAAAGAAGACCAUACACUGGCAAUCCUCAAUACACUUACAACAAUUGGUCUCCCCCAGUGCAAAGCAAUGAAACAUCAAAUGGCUAUUUCUUGGAGAGAUCACAUAGCGCUAGGAUGACACUUGCAAAAGCUUGUGAACUCUGUCCUGAGGAGGUAAAAAAAGCCACCAGUCUACAAGAGAUAGAAAUGGAAGAAAGCAAAGAACCAGAUGACCAAGAUGCCCCAGAUGAGCAUGAGUCACCUCCACCAGAGGAUGCCCCAUUAUACCCCCAUUCCCCUGGAUCUCAAUAUCAGCAGAAUAACCAUGUGCAUGGACAGCCAUAUACAGGCCCAGCAGCACAUCACAUGAAUAACCCUCAGAGAACUGGCCAACGAGCACAAGAAAAUUAUGAAGGCAGUGAAGAAGUGUCCCCACCUCAGACUAAGGAUCAGUGAAAUGCACAUAUUAACUGGUUCCAUCAAGACUGUGCACCCAGGCCUUACAGUCCAAUUUUUUCUGUAUCUGGCUAAUAUUUAAAACUAGAAAAACUAUUCCUAAUCAACAUGGAGAGGAGAGUUUAUUCACUGUCUUAUCUGCAGAAAUAUGCUGUCAAUAUAUAACCAGCCUGCAGUGGAAGUGUAUAGUGUUUUGUAAUAAAUGGCCUGAUGCUAAUGUGUAAAUGGCAAAGGUGUAUAUAGUAUAUUAAUGUUUGACUGUUAAUUCUUAAGCAAGAAACUUUUUUUUCCUUGAUGAGACUCACAGAUCUACAAAAACUACAUUAAUUUUCUUGUUAUACCCACUGCACUCUGCAGCCAGUGUUGCCUACCUUGUGGCAGUUGGAUCACCUCCUUUACAAAAACAAAAAGUAAACCAACAGCAACAAAACAACCCAUUCAUGUCACACCAAUAGUUUCGUGUUCGUUCUUUACCACUGGAGUCAAUUUUAUGAGCAAUGUAAGGCUGGUUACCUUUUAAUUAUUUGGUUGAUGUGGAAAAUUGGUGAUGUACUAUGUUUCUAGAUCUUUUUCAUUGCCUUUUUAUUCUGAUGUUAGGUUAAUCACUUUGAAGCUAUAGAUAUGCUGUAACAUUUAGCAUGGCUUCACACAAGUUAGUGUAGCCAAUGAGGAAAUAUUACCAUAAUGACUGCAGUUGUCCUGACAUGGAGGCUGCAUUGCUCGGAGCUUUCCUUCUUAAACCCUAGACUAUAAAAUACAGGCUGAGGGGAUAACUGUGGCAAGCAGGCAGUUCUCAAUUGCACACAUGUUCCUUCUCGUUUGACAGUGCAGAUCUCUGGGUAAAAUAAAGAACACUUAAAUUUACGAUUUAGUGGUAGGAAUUUUGAAAGAUUUUAAAACAUGCAAAAAUUUGCUAUGCCAGGAUGCUGACUGGAGCCUAGUAGAAGACUGUAUUUGGUGUGCUUGUUUUGUUCUUUGGUAGAGCUUACUAAGUAACUCUUAAACCGUCCUUCUGCUGGACCCCGGUGAUGCAGAAGUCAGAACCCCACAGUCUUUGGAGUACCUCUGCACCAAGAUGUCUGACUGAUUCUCUGCUCAGUCAUAAUUUUACUUGAAAGCAAGAAUUAUCCUAGCUCCUUUUCCAUUCCAAAAAUUUUAAACAUUCAAAGCAGGGUUUAAUUUAAAAAUAAAAAAAUUACUGGUAGUUAAUAUAAUUGAGGUAUCACAAUUUUAGAAUAAACAAUUUGAAUGAAGAUAAAGGAAUUCAUCAGUUAAUACUGUAUUUCAAAGACAAUUGGUGACUUGAAUGUGUGUAAUUUUUGGAAACUGUCUAAAACCAAAUACCCCUGCAAACAGAUACAGCCCACUCUAUUUAAAUAUUUUGCUGUUUUAUUUUAUAGAAAUUAUUUUGCUGAAUUCGCAAAUAGAAUUUGAUUUAAGAAGAACUUUUGUCCUGUGGUGUGUUUGGAGUUUUGGUACCUUCUUUUUAUCCCUCUUUUUUUAAGACUGCAUAUUUUGUGCACAGAAAGAUUGGCUCCUUACUAAAGACUUGGAGAACAGGCUGUUGAUGCUGUAAAAGUUCCCCUAACAAUCAAUCUUGUACUUUUUGUAUUUUUUUUAUAUACGUGUGUAUUUAAUGAGCACAAGCUUGGUUGUAUUUUUUACAUUUCAGUUGAUAGGAAAAUGUUGGCAGGCUGUAGUUGGCACUGGUCAAAGCAGAAGCAAAAUUGAGCAUUCAUGUUAUUUUGUGAUUUAAAAGGGGCAGUAUUUAAGAUAAAGCUUUGGGUAUAUUAUUUGCAGUAUUCCACAGUCCUGCUUCUAGGCUUCCUGUAAUUUUAGCAACUUUUGACACUAGACAGAUUCUGUUUACAUCAGAUUUUGCUUUUUUUUGUUUUUGGUUUUGGUUUUUGUAUUGCUGGGGAUUCAGGGCCUCAAGCACUCCAGGCAAGUGCACUACCACUGAACUGCACCUCCAGCCUGAAUUGAAGUUUGAGCAAAGGUUGUACAGUGUUUGCCUUUCCAACUGGAAGAUUUCAAAGUUCCUCACGUAGUGAAAUAGGUUAGCUUUGUUUGGAUGAGUAACUGGUACUAGUUACAUUAUCUUACCAUCUGACAGACAAGUUGAUAUUUUCUGCUCCUUAACAAUGAAAUUAUGAAAUACAUAAAACUUAGUGACUUCCUAGAUAAGAGAAAACUUGACAUUUUUCAAAGGCUGUGAAUUUUUUGUCAUGGGGGGAUUCCUCCCUUCCCAUUAGUUGCUUUGAGUGUAUAUAAGCCCACCAGUUCCUAAUGAGGGCUUCUGAGUCAUGUUUCCCUCCAUUUGAGGUCUGUGUUGUGACCAUGAGUGAGGGAAAAUGAACAGAGUUAUUUUUGUUUGUUUGUGCAAAUUAUUUUCUAUAUUUAACUCUUCAAGCAUUAAUGUAUAACAGGAAAUUUUAAGAUGCAUGUUAUUGUAAGAGCAACAUAGUGGUGAUUUUGAGGUCUUUCUCUAAAACAAGUGGCACGUUUUAAAUUUCAAGUCUUAAAGUGCCUAAAAAUUAUUUGAUUCUCUCAACUAAUUCUUUUGAGCCAUAUGUUUCCUCCUUUAAAUGUUUGUUGCAGAAUCACUAGUCUUCCUUUGAAAAACUCCCACGUUUCUAAAUGGCAUGAUUACUCUAUUGAAGACAGUAGAAUCUGUUAACAUAAAGGUUGAAGAGAUUUUAGUUGUGAAACUAUAUGAACUGGGACUUUGCCCAGUCGGAUCUAAGUAUUUCCAUGUACAACUUGGUAAACACCAUAUUGCUGCUGUUUCUAAGCCCUCCACCAAACAAAUUCUCAUGUUCAGCGUCACAGAGGCAGAAAUAUAAACAUAAUCAUAUUUGGGCUUUGUUUCUUUUCAUUGAUUUUUCUCAGUGAUAAUCUCCCAGCUUUUUUGUCUCAGCUAUAAUUAUACAGACCUAGAAUUAUUCAAAUGUUUUCUAUUUUCAUGUUUAUCUUUUAUUAGUGAACAUUAACAACAUAAGUCUUUAAUCCUCAUUGGUUAAAAUGAUGAGGAGCCUUUUUUAUUUGAAUUACUUUUAUAAAGGAAAGUAACAGUCUGAAUAUUCAGGUGACUACUUUGGAAUAGUUCUUCGGGUUUUUAUUAGUAUUUUUUCCAGGUUAUGUUCUCCCAUGGACUAUUUUAUUUUGUUGAUUUUUUCUGGUUAAUUUGGUGGCUAUAUCCUGCCUUAUUUAGAAUUUUAGAAAAAUUGCCUUUUGGGGGAUAAGUGCCCAGUUUUGAUUUCUAGUUUGAAGGUACGAGGACAUACAGACUGCUGAUAAAGGAAAACAGCACCCUUUGCCCCAGCUUUUGUGUUACCAACAAAACCAUUCUCAGUACUGGUUUUAUCAUAGGGCCCAACAAGAACUGGUCCUGCACCUACCUGAGUGUUGCAUAUUGAAAAUAAGGUUUCGGGUGUGAUAAGUCACUACAAAAGUGCUGAAUGUAUUAAGAACUUGCUGCCGAUUGUAUUUCUAACUUAUUUUGUGUUUGCAGAAGUAUGUAGCACUUGUCCUCCAAACUUCCAGGUGUAAGGGGGAAGGUGAACCACAUUUUAAAGUCACUUAAUGAGUGCAAUUUUUUUUCUUUUGGAAUUGGGGUUCCCAAAAGGAAAUUUCACCACCCAAAUCUCACAUACUUCUUAGCCUUUUACAAGCCAACAGACUGACAUAAAAGAUUGUCCGCAGUUCGUAAGAUCUAGCACAUAUACAAAAUAAAACUUUAUAAAUUAAAA